AUGUCGAAUACAAUAACGAGAACACAACUUCCGCCCACAAGAAGUGGCUCUCGACGGUUGCCCCUCGAAGAAUUCAAAUCGUCUCAAGCCAUGACAGAAAAUAGAGCUCAAACACCAGAAAUUCCCAAUGAUGAUUUGGUUCAAAUGAGGCAUACAAGUUCGGCCUCUCUUAUUGCUGCCUACAAUCGGGCAAGUGGAGGUCAUGCCGUGGAGACCAUUAAACCCUUGUCGAAUAACCCACUAUUGAAAUUGUCAAAGGAGGAGAAACCAAAAAGAGACUACAUCAAGUAUCCGUUCAUGCUCUAUGAAGAUUCUGAUCAUUACUAUUAUUCCGAUAAUAGUCAAAACUUUUGGCAAGAAACUCGAUCCAAUAUGGAGGAGAGUAAGAAUGAAAAAACAAAAGAUAUUUCAUCCGGAGUUACCAAUUUCGAGGAAGGUGAUGAUGAAUUGAGGGAAGAAUUGUAUGAUGUACAUACACAAACAAAAGCAAAAACAUUGUGGGCCCUUAGUAGCGGUCUCUCAACGCUCGAGAAGAGCUCAAGUCCAUUUGGAAGAGAUGAAAAAGUUGUAAAUUUAGACGUAAAGUCAAUAAUAUCUCGGCCGUCAUCAUCAAGGUCGAGCCGUUCUGCGAGAAGCAAUCCCCUAGUACCAGGCCCAUUCAGGGAUUUAAUUGAUGCUGUGGAUGCGUCGGGAACCAAAUUUCAAGAAAUUGAUGAAAGUAAGGAUCCAACCAAGAGAACCUACAUGACGGAUGCUCGUGGUCGAUCGGUCUCUUCCAUCUAUCAUCCCAAUACAAAGAGGCCAUCUCGAAUCAGUAAUCUAGUCGAGAAUGUUGCCAUCACUAACGAAUCCCUCUAUACCUAUAUUUCGACUGAAAAUGUCACAAUCCUUGAUUUGGAGAGGUGUGUGGACAUUGACAAUAAGGUUUUGAAAAGCAUUGGAGAAUUUUGUCCCCGUUUGAAAUCUUUGAACUUGCAGCACUGCUCUCAAUUACGAGAUAGCACCAUUCGAAUAAUAGUCAAUGGAUGCGCAGAUUUACAGAAUAUUAAUAUUGGAAUGUGUCACCUCAUUACUGACGACAGCAUUGUAGAAAUAUUUACACACUGUAGAAAAUUGACUGUUAUGUCCCUUCAUUCAUGCGAGUUGGUGACUGGAGAAAUUUCGUUCCCUCUCACAAAAAACACACCUAAUCUCCAAGUUGUAGAUAUUAGUUAUUGUACAAAAUUCUCUGACAUUGCACUCCAAUUUCUCUCAGAAUACUGUCCAAAUUUGCAUCAUUUAGACAUAAGUGGAUGUCCUUUAAUACAGGAUGAAGGACUAAUAUCGAUUUGUAAACACUGCCCACAAUUGAGGACUUUGAGAGCCACCAUAUUGUCACAACCGACCAUAACCAACGAGACGUUGUCCUUCAUUACAAACUAUGCAAGAGGAGUUGAGGUACUUGAACUGAGUGGAGUGUUCCAAAUACGAGAUCAAACCGUUCAAGAAAUUUGUAAAUUCGCACAACGGCUAGAAUUUCUUUCAUUGAGUGGAUGCCCGCAAAUUACAGAUGCCAGUAUUCAUACCAUUUCAGAGACAUGUCACAAUUUAAAAUGUCUUGAGGUUGCUGGUUGUAGAAAAAUUGGAGUUCAAGCACUCUUAGAACUCAUUCACAAAGUAACAAAAUUAAGGAGACUCGUGGUCACACGUUGCAACAUUUCUGCGGAGGAGUUGGACAUUCUCCAAAAAUUCACCAAUGGCAGAGUGGCUGUAUUGAAGCAAGAACCAAAGCCCAAAGAAAUCAUUCGAGAAUACUUCACCAUCGAGAAGGAGCAACCAAAAAAGAAGAAGAAAGUUGUCAAGAAGAAGGACAAGAAAGCCAAAUAA
Molecule: messenger RNA, 1866 nt
Organism: Naegleria fowleri
Lineage: Eukaryota; Heterolobosea; Eutetramitea; Acrasida; Naegleriidae
Exons: 1
Coding region: 1-1866 (621 amino acids)
Biological process (GO): SCF-dependent proteasomal ubiquitin-dependent protein catabolic process
Cellular component (GO): SCF ubiquitin ligase complex
Molecular function (GO): protein binding
Source: RefSeq, a predicted model, not a curated record